AUGCUUUUUGCUGCCUUUCUAUUUUCUCUGUUGGAAUGGUGGCCUCAUUGCUGCUUUGGUGAAAAUCAAGGUGAGGUAGCUACUAACAAUUCAAUAUUUGUCAAAACGUUUUUGUCUUUAAAUCGUACAGCCACAGCCUAUCUAACUACUAAGGGUCGUUUUCCUUACAGGUAGCAUAAAUGCUUAUGUUCAAAUGAAGUAUUCAGUGUGUCUUUUUAAACGCAUGCAGAUUUGCGAUCGAGCGAAAAGAAAUGAAAAUUUCAAAGUUGACGAAGAUUAAUUCCCAUUGUAAGGAAAGUCUCAAGUCAGUUCCUUCGUAAAGAAGUUACAGAAUGUUUUUACUGUGGGAGCCCAUUUCUACCCAAUUUUUUUAUCGAUCUACCAAACUCGUUAAAUUUAAGGCCGCAAAAUUUCUAUGCUGCACAAUAAUAACAAAUGAUAUGAACACCUAUUUUUUUUAAUUUAGGUGUUUACUUCAUCAUAAUAUAAUUCUACAACAGAAAAUAAAAUAUGGCUGGAAAUGACACGAUUAUUCUGGAGUUAAAAUAAUUUAUGCACUGGUAAUGGCAAUCUCAAUUGCCAACUGUUAGAUGCAUGAGAAUCCUUAGAAAGUAGAGAUUUCGAUCAACUCCCUCUUUUUUUGAAGCAAAAAUCGUCGAUGUACGCGGUAGAACGCUUAGCCGAGGUAAGGAUACUGGAGUGUCUGGAGUGGCUUAUGCCAAUUUUAUGUCUCACACCUUUUCGUAUCUGAACAUCACUGGUAUUGCUUCGAAUUACGUUAUGAAUGGUGGCGAGUGUGGAUUUGCUUGUGUCAACACACCGUCGUGUUUCUCCUUCAACCUGGUUUUAAUUCAAGAUAUAGUCGGUAAAGUGCUGUGUGAGUUACUUCCAUCGGACAUGUACAACAACUCAGACAAGUUUGUAUACAGCUCGAGUCACCAUCACUAUAGUAUCAGGGUGAGUGUUAGAUUUAAAACUUCACAUUGCUUCUUUUUGAGUUGAAUUGCGUCUGGAUUAACGAUCUUUUGCCAUGAACCAGGCCUAGAAAGGAUCGAUCAGGUUUCAUUCAUGCCUUUCAUUGCUGCUCCUGUGCGCAAAGUUGGAUAUGUUGUGAGUAGAAAAAACAUGUACUACCAAAUAUGUUCAUCUGAAUAAUUAUCUUUUUAUUCUUAAAUUCUCUAGUCUCCUUGUAUCAGUUCGCCUUGCCAAAACAAUGGAAAGUGCGCCGCACUAUACGAGAGGAACAACUACACGUGUGAUUGCGUGAAUGGCUACACAGGGAAACAUUGUGAAACUGGUAACACACCUUCAAUUUAACGUUCAAUCUGUAAGACUCUUUCAAUGUACAUUUUCCUAUCGAUGGAGGACUGAAAUACUGGUCGUUUUGGGCUUUUUAUCAAAUAUUUCAUUCUUGUUACUUAUUUCCUCUGGACCAUUUCACGUCUAGUUGAACUUAUUUUCUUAUGAUUUUCAGUCGUUUCGAUUUGGACUCUUAUCGCUCGAUUUUCAAAUGACGACACCAAGAACUGGAUGGCUGAUAGCGGCUAUUGGUGGUACGACAAGCAAGUUGCCAUGGGGACAACAAGUAGUACUACUGAAAACGCCGACAUGAUCUCACCCGCCUUUUGGUUGACCAGCGGAAAUGAGCUUAAAAUCACGCGCAGUGAUGACACCAAUCACAUUCCCCUGUUACAGACCACAGGUAACUGUUUGACCGGACAAACAUUCCGAUCUAAACUCAAGAGUUAUGGAAACUUUAGAAACGGCACAGUUUGGGCCAGUGACCAGUGUUUAGGAAACUGUACGGUUAUAUAUGGCGGACAAUAUAUGUCAACAGACGGGUUUCAACAAGCUGAGUGCAACGGAACCAUCCAAAGUCUCAACAAGAUUGGCUUUUGGUGUGAUUGGAGCUCUGGUGAUGGAGCAGUGAUGAUGAUUGGUGGAGGAGGAAGUAAAUGUGAUCGUGCAGAUCACGGGAUUGGAAUUACAGAGGCUAACGCUGCUUCGUUUGUAGAUGGGGGCACAGAUGAAUUUGACUUUGGUUAUGACGCUAAUACAGGAAAAACUGCAUCCCAGUCCUAUGCGCUGAACUUGUGGAUUCGUUGA
Molecule: messenger RNA, 2106 nt
Organism: Pocillopora meandrina
Lineage: Eukaryota; Metazoa; Cnidaria; Anthozoa; Scleractinia; Pocilloporidae
Source: the annotation of a GenBank genome assembly